Molecule: messenger RNA, 2060 nt
Organism: Atta colombica
Lineage: Eukaryota; Metazoa; Arthropoda; Insecta; Hymenoptera; Formicidae
Exons: 3
Coding region: 495-2027 (510 amino acids)
Source: RefSeq, a predicted model, not a curated record
AUGAAAGGAACCUGAUCCAGAGCAAGUUCGUGCCGCCAAGUAGGCAGCAAACUCGAAUAAUCACCUGCAACUAGUUCGUUAGCAAACCGUAGCUAAAUCUCUAUGCAAAUCACAUCGCUGCGAGUGAAUGAAAUCAAGAAAAUUUGAAAACAAAACAGAAGGAAUGUCACAGGAAAAGGGAGAAUAAAAUGAGAUUAUGUGAGCGAAUUGCAAAUUUAUAAACCGCUUUUGAAAAGACUACGUCGUAUCGCGUGAUGAAAGGAUCGUAUGCGGAAUGAGGUGAAAACUGCGUAGAAUACAUAACGUUGACCUGUCGUGUCAACGUCCGAGAUGCAUUCGUAGUUGAGGUGCAUUAUCGGCAUGCUUUGCUUACAGAGGAAUCUCGCGAAAUAAAAACUGUCCAAGAUAUGUCGCCGCCAUUGCUCGUGACGAACGCGCGCGACGAAUGAAGAUUUUCGCGGGUAAAAAUAAUAAUAAUAAAGGAUACGAGCAGCAUGCCGGUCGCGGGAACGAGGAGAUUAUGCAGAAUGGGACUCGUCGCGGUCUUGGUCACCGCGUUGUGCAUCCUGACUCUGCUGGACUCGCCGCCAGCACGACUCCCGGAUCCACCGACCGAUCCUCCUCCCACGCCUGGGGGUGAACCGCCAGGUACAAGAAGCAUCGUCGCUUAUUCGUGGGCCCGAAGAUUGGCACUCGAUUACAGGCCCACCAAGCAGUGCGACAGUAAUGGUACACGCGGAAUGGCGUUAAACGCGUACAAGCUGCCCGGCACGAAAUGGCUCGAGACAAUCCCGGGACAGCUCUUCCUAUACAGCGCCCACUUGGACCUCAGAAUCGCCGGUUACCCGAGCAUCAGAGUGAUUGGCGUUAAACGAGGAGUCCUGCCGUCCUCCGCGCUCUUCUGCACUAUAUGGUACUGGGAAAACGAGAGGAUGCUAUCGUUGAGCGUGGAAGCGCUCAUCUCGACGAUCUGGUUGGACGAAUGGGGUGAAACGGUGGACAAUUACAUCGGAAUCCUCGUGAAUUGUCAAUUGCCGUUAGACGGUUCGAUACGCCAUACAUCUCGGGUUCAUGUAAGUCUGAGUUCUUGCUACGAGAAUGCUAGUCAUAGUUUAACGAUUCGCUCGGAAUUCGGUGACGAGACUUUUAUCGACCGGAAGAGGCGCCAGCAGUUCACUCUGUGCAUUAAAGGAUUGGACUUCGACGAAGAUAUAUCGCAUAAACUAAUAGCUUUCGUCGAGCUACAUCGUAUUCUAGGUGCUCAAUUCUUCUACUUCUACGUAUUCAACGUGCACGAGAAUGUACUCAAAGUGCUACGCUUAUACGAACGAUCGAACGUGGUGCGAUGGUUCACGCUUGACCUGCCGGGUGAUUUGCCAAACGAGAAGACGGCCCGAAGGCGAUUCUUCAACGAGGACAUCUGGACGAAGAGGCGAAUGGAGUUGAUCCCAUACAAUCACUGCUUCUAUGAAAAUAUUUACCAUUCGGAGUUUGUGGUGCCAAUCGACAUCGAUGAAGCGAUUGUGCCGACGCGCCGGAAGACCUGGCACGAAUUGUUGCUAGACGAACGCGCGAAGCUCGGCAGAAGCUUCAAAGACUUCGCCUCGUAUUCUGUACGGAACGCCUAUUUCUUUCCCGAGCUGCAAAAUAAGAAUCAAACCGAUCGGUCGGCCGGACUGGAUGAGAAGCUCCGUCGCUCGGUCGAGUAUACAGACUAUCUGGAUACCAUGAGGACGGCCAGUAUUUCGCCCGAGGGCGACUCGGUGAAAAGUUUCGUCUCCACGAAGCGCGCGUUAACGGUGCACAAUCACUAUGCUUUAACCACGCUGAACCCGUCUACUAGACGGGCUCAUCAUCUGGACUCAAACGACGUGCUCAAGCACCAUCACCGAGCUUGCGACAGCCGACAUCUCGAUUGCGAUCUCUUAAUGGAGGACGUUAGGAUCGACGAAUCCGCUUUACGCUAUGCGAACGAGCUGAAAACGAGGAUGAAGAUUGCUUUAGCUGAUCUCGAUGCGUUGUCAUAGAUUAGUUGUAAAUAAUAAAAAUUCUUUUUGAAA